This is a messenger RNA of Aspergillus glaucus CBS 516.65, 300 nucleotides long. RefSeq lists its product as uncharacterized. Lineage: Eukaryota; Fungi; Ascomycota; Eurotiomycetes; Eurotiales; Aspergillaceae. The coding region runs from base 116 to 274 and encodes 52 amino acids. The transcript is spliced from 2 exons. The record is from RefSeq and is a predicted model, not a curated record.
CUACCUGAAACCCCUCAAUGCACAAACAAUACACUUUAUCAUAAUCAAUUCCACACAUUCAAUCAAUCACUAAUAAAGGAAUUAAUCUGUUUACCUGAAAAAGUCUAUUCUAAGAAUGGGUAUCUUUGUCGUAUCAAAAAUGCAAGAUACGGAGUACAAUGCCAACAAUGCCCAACCCCAUCCAACUCCAUGCAGUAUUCCAAUCGGAGGAAAAGAAAAAGAAAAAGAAAAAGAAAAAGAAAAAGAAAAAAAAAAAGAAAAAAAAAAAAGCUAAAGAAAGCUAAGCUCAUCAUCACUAUC